AUGAGUUCUAAUCAACAUCUGCCUAUGUCCAAUCACAAUCACGAGGCCUCAGAUUCGCAGGAUGUUAUCGAAAUGAAGGAUCAAAGAAACGAAUCGCAUUAUCUUCCUAAAACAGACCGCGAUCAAGAAUCCUCAUAUACUUUCCAUACGAUCGAAAUGGAGGACCAAAGAAUCGAAUUGCAUGACUCUUCCAAGACAAAUCAUGAUCAAGAAACUUCAUAUGCUUUCCAUACAAUCGAUAUGGAAGACGAAGAAAAAAGACCAUAUCCCGUUCGAAUGGAUUCGCUACAAUCAGCUCAUUCUACGAAAUCCGGGCAUUCCAAUACUGGGAGAAGUCAUUCAACAAUCAGACCAUUCGACACACAGGAAGAGGACUUGGUGGGAGAUUCGGAACCAAGUCACCAUCACCAACAUCAUGAUGGUAUUUUCUGGCGCUCACCAAUUUUGAUGGGUGGGAAUUUAUUUAUUGGAAUCAUCGCUAGUAUUGCUCAUCAUGUAUUUUAUAGUCGCAUGGUAGGAAAACAAGUUGGAGAUGAUUUUUCUCAACAGUGGACUUUGAGAUAUGGAACAACCUUUGCUUUUGUUUCACAAGUAUGUCUCGUCAGCUCAGUUGGAUUUGCUUAUACACAAUGGCUUUGGAAAUCUUUGUACCAUAAGGAUACUAAAGUUUCCGUUAACUGUCUCGAUGCUGCUUUCGUUGCCGAUACAUCUGUUUUAUCAAUUUUGAAUACAGAAAUGCUUUGGAAGCUUAAGCUGGGAUCUUUAAUUGCGAUAGCUGCAUGGUGUCUACCCAUUGGCUCUCUGCUUACUCCCGGUACACUCUACGUUGUACCCAGCACCAAAUCCAUUCAUACAUACGCCAAUGUCUCUUCCCUCGAUAUGUAUGGUCAUGAUCAACCUGCAAGAUUUACAUACUCAGCGCCUGUAAAUGUUACAGAUGGUGUACAAAAUGAACUAUUUCUUGGCCCACGAACGAUCAUUACACGUUUGUCAACGGCCACUGCAACGCAAGGAGAAAUUCUUCCAAUAAAUGCACCCUUCUCGAAUGCAACAUAUGAUGUACAGUUUUACGGACCUAUUGUCAAAUGUAACGAGGCUGAUUCAACUACUGCUACGAUCAUACAAAAUCUUCGAGAUGAAUCUAUCGCCAACAUCACCGGAUCGGUUACAGAAGUAUCAAAUUAUUACUACGCUUUUGUUCCUAACCUGGGAAAUUAUGACAAUAGCUCAUUGCCCAACCACGGCGUUACAGUAAUCCCUCAAGCCCGACUUCAACAACCUCAGAAUGCUUCAAAUCAACUCUGGAUGGGCUAUUCAAGAUACACUCGAUCAAAAUCCUUUCAAACAGAAAAUCACUACACAAUUUGUACGCUCUACAACGCAUCAUACGAUAUCAACAUUAAUUUCGAAGAAGGAAUCCAAACCGUCACAUCCAAAUCCCUCUCCGUCCUUAAUCCAGUUCCUUAUCCCGAUAUGAACACUCCCCUCUCCAACUCCCUCAUGGUUCAACAUGCAUACUCAGCUUACAUGUGGUCAAUUGCAGAUCUGAUGGUUGGCACAAUGGGUAUUUUCCAAGCUGAACCUUCAGCUCCCGGUCUUCCAUCUACGUAUUUCUCGGAAAUCACAACGCAGAUCGCUCAUACAUCCUUGCUUGGUAGCUCAGAUUUGGAUGCGUUUUUUGAAAGAAAGAGUAAUGACCCUUUGAGAAACAAUAACACGGCGGUUAGUGAUCAGAGGGCGCAGGAUAUUAGUUUAGCGGGAAAUGCGACUCUAGAAGAGUUGGUGGAGGAAUUAGCCUGGAAUGUUACGUGUGGAUUUUUGAAUAGCAAUUUAUUGUCCCCUUCCGUGAAUACUUCAGUCCUCUCCACAAUGUCCAUAAACAUAUACGCCUACCAUUCCUCAACUCUUCUCCUCUCCUACGGAAUAGCAAUAUUCGUAGCACUUAUCGCGAAUUCUCUGGGCGCAUACGCGUAUCAUAUUAACGGACGUUCGCAUAAUAAAAGUUUCUCGGCCAUCCUGGCAGCAACGAGGGAUAGCGAGUUUGGAAGACUAUUACCAGGGGGAGUGAGAGGGAAGAUUCCAUUGCCGGAAUGGGUGUUGGAGACACAGUUAAGAUUUGUGGAUGUGGACGGCGGUGGAGUUGAUGAGUGUGGGAUGGGUGGGAAGAAGGGAGGAGGGAGGAGAGUUUAG
This is a messenger RNA of Botrytis sinoallii, 2190 nucleotides long. RefSeq lists its product as uncharacterized. Bases 1 to 2190 code for a protein of 729 amino acids. NCBI's taxonomy places the organism in Eukaryota, Fungi, Ascomycota, Leotiomycetes, Helotiales, Sclerotiniaceae. The transcript is spliced from 4 exons. The record is from RefSeq and is a predicted model, not a curated record.